This is a messenger RNA of Charadrius vociferus (killdeer), 657 nucleotides long. It is a transcript of the gene ROPN1L, whose product is annotated as rhophilin associated tail protein 1-like. The record is from RefSeq and is a predicted model, not a curated record. Lineage: Eukaryota; Metazoa; Chordata; Aves; Charadriiformes; Charadriidae. Bases 1 to 657 code for a protein of 218 amino acids. The transcript is spliced from 5 exons.
AUGCCUCUUCCAGAAACCAUGUUUUGUGCUCAGCAAAUCAAAAUCCCCCCUGAGCUACCUGAUAUUCUGAAGCAAUUUACUAAAGCUGCUGUUAGGACUCAGCCGCAUGAUGUUUUGCAGUGGGCAGCUGCGUAUUUUUCAGCGUUGUCAAAAGGCGAGCCCCUUCCUGUGAAGGAGAGGAUUGAAUUGCCUUUAGCAACAGAGAAAACAGAGGCUGGUUUGACUCCAGGACUCCUUAAAAUCUUGCAUAAACAGCUUUCUCCCAAAGGCAUGGUGAAUGUUGCAGAACUGAAGGAAAAAUGGAAGCACUUGUGCUUGCCAGAGGAGCAGCUGAACGCUAUCCUGCAGUUGGAUGGCUUUGGUGAGGAGGUGGAAUGGAUGAAGUUUCUGGCACUUGGGUGCAGCGUGCUCGGCAGGUCCUUACUGAGUUCAAUGAAACAUGCCUGCGAAAUCUUAACGAGGGACCCAGAAGGUGGAGCAGCUCGCAUUCCCUUUGAAACAUUCUCGUUCCUUUACUCGUAUUUGGCCACUAUUGAUGGAGAGAUACCAGAGGAGAAAACUGAAACAUUCCUCCACGGAAUUAAAGAACAAGCGGACCAACAAAGUGGCAUGGUGUUGCUCAGAAACUUUCUGACUCAGCCCUCGACACUGUUUUAA